Cyprinodon variegatus (sheepshead minnow) is the source of this 1557-nucleotide messenger RNA. It is a transcript of the gene zdhhc3, whose product is annotated as zinc finger, DHHC-type containing 3. Gene Ontology annotation, cellular component: Golgi apparatus; endoplasmic reticulum. Lineage: Eukaryota; Metazoa; Chordata; Actinopteri; Cyprinodontiformes; Cyprinodontidae. The transcript has 7 exons. Gene Ontology annotation, molecular function: protein-cysteine S-palmitoyltransferase activity. Gene Ontology annotation, biological process: peptidyl-L-cysteine S-palmitoylation; protein targeting to membrane. The record is from RefSeq and is a predicted model, not a curated record. Bases 506 to 1402 code for a protein of 298 amino acids.
UAUAAUAAACUGGGUCAGUUAGUAGUUAUCAUUUUCUAGCGUAUGUUUGUUAAUUCAGCAGCAUGUUGGUAUUUUGAUGGCAGGUUUUGGGAAAAAUAAACAACCUGACAGACUGCACUCAGGGCACAACGCCCUUCUCCUGGCAUUGACUUCCUGGUUGGAUGGAUCCGAUUUGUUGUCUUCCUCUUCCCGCAGAGCUUGGUGGAUGUAACCGAGCAGAGCAGCUGCGGAGCGGCAGCAGGUUUUCAGUCGCGUUUUUCUUCAUUGACAUAACAGUUUUAUGUAGAAGCAGGAGAGUCUGAACCAGAGGCAGCGGAGCGGCUAGCAGAGCCGUUAGCAGCAGCUGAGAGGUUAGCUUGGACUGAGCUAGCAAACGAGCGCGUUGCUGACCCUGGUUGGACUCUUUUCUGUCUCCGAGAGCUAAAAACAAACCAAGAACUACAAGAAGACAUCAUAGUAAUCCCAUAAACCAAGAGUAUGAGAUUGGAGCCACGGGGGCUGUAGCAUGAAGAGCCCGGCGCACCGCACCAGAGACAUCGAGCGGCAAGCCGGCUACCUGAAGCCCGAGCACUGCGCCCCUCCUCCUCCCCGCAGCAGCUCAGGCACCAUGUGGUUUAUCCGUGACGGCUGCGGCAUUGCGUGUGGCAUCAUCACCUGGUUCCUGGUCUUCUACGCAGAGUUUGUGGUGGUGUUCGUCCUGCUCCUGCCAGCCAAAAACAUUGCCUAUAGUCUCUUUAACGGGGUGAUCUUUAAUGGCCUCGCCUUCCUCGCCCUCGCCUCUCACGCCAGAGCCAUGUGCACAGACCCGGGAGCUGUGCCCAAAGGGAACGCAACCAAAGAAUUCAUUGAAAGUCUGCAGCUCAAACCAGGACAGGUGGUUUACAAAUGUCCAAAGUGCUGCAGCAUCAAACCCGACCGGGCACACCACUGCAGUGUGUGUAAACGCUGCAUCAAAAAGAUGGACCACCACUGUCCCUGGGUGAACAACUGUGUUGGAGAGAACAACCAGAAAUACUUUGUUCUUUUUACUAUGUACAUUGCACUAAUAUCCUUCCAUGCAUUAGUUAUGGCAGCCUUCCACUUUGUGUUCUGCUUUGAAGAAGACUGGACAAAGUGCAGCAACUUUUCUCCACCAGCAACAGUCAUCCUCCUUAUCCUCCUGUGCUUUGAGGGUCUGCUCUUCCUGAUCUUCACUGCUGUCAUGUUUGGGACUCAGGUCCACUCUAUCUGUACUGAUGAAACGGGCAUCGAACAGCUAAAAAAGGAGGAGAGAAGAUGGGCCAAAAGGUCCAAAUGGAUGAACAUGAAGGUCGUGUUCGGCCACCCCUUCUCUAUAGCCUGGCUCAGCCCGUUUGCGACGCCGGACCAUGGCAAGGCCGACGUAUACCAGUACAUCGUGUGAAAGCUGGAGACUAAACUGAAAGCACUCAUGACCUGGACAUGAACUUAUUUUAAGCAUCUUUUCAUUUUCCUGUCUGAAUGGUGGAUAUUUCUUGAAGUCUGUCUAUCCUCGGGUUCUGUUUUAUGCCUUUAGUUGCUUUCAUGGUCUUUUUUUUU